UGCAUGACAUUCCAGUUGGCACAGGGGUUAUUUUUAGGCAGAGACUAUCAAAAGCAUUUUUCAGGAGGACUGUCCCUGCUCCUGACCGAGGAAUCACGUUACUGCGGCAGCUUUGCUGAAACAAAGAAGAUAGAUUGGACAAAUGGGAAAUUACAAGUCCAGACCAACCCAGACUUGCACUGAUGAAUGGAAGAAAAAGGUAAGUGAAUCCUAUGCUAUCAUCAUAGAGCGGUUAGAGGAUGACCUGCAAAUCAAAGAGAAGGAGCUGGCGGAACUGAAGCACGUUUUUAGCUCUGAUGAAGCCUUCUGCAAAGUCAAUCUGAAUUACCGCACAGAAAAUGGACUCUCUCUGCUCCAUUUAUGCUGCAUCUGUGGGGGUAACAAGUCCCACAUCAGAACUCUCAUGCUGAAAGGACUGCGCCCCUCCAGAUUAACCAGAAAUGGGUUCACAGCUCUGCACCUGGCAGCUUAUAAGGAGAACACGGAGCUGCUGACAGCGCUGCUGCACGGCGGAGCUGACAUCCAGCAGGUCGGGUACGGAGCCCUGACAGCCCUGCACAUCGCCACCAUCGCCGGCCACCACAAGGCUGUUGAUAUUCUUUUGCAGCAUGGAGCUUAUGUGAAUGUCCAGGAUGCAGUUUUUUUCACCCCGCUGCAUAUUGCUGCAUAUUAUGGCCAUGAACAGGUAACCCACCUCUUACUGAAGUUUGGAGCUGAUGUGAACGCAAGCGGUGAAGUUGGAGACAGACCUCUCCACCUGGCUUCUGCCAAAGGCUUUCUCAACAUUACGAAACUCUUGGUGGAAGAGGGGAGCAAAGCCGACGUGAAUGCUCAGGACAAUGAAGACCAUGUCCCUCUGCACUUCUGUUGUCGAUUUGGACACCAUGAAAUCGUGAAGUUCUUACUGCAGAGCAGCUUUGAAGUUCAGCCCCAUGUGGUGAACAUCUAUGGAGACACCCCUCUACACCUUGCCUGCUACAACGGGAAGUUCGAGGUUGUGAAGGAAAUGAUUCAGCUCUCGGGAACAGAAAGUCUCACCAAAGAAAACAUAUUCAGUGAAACGGCUUUCCACAGUGCUUGCACCUAUGGGAAGAACAUAGAACUUGUAAAAUUUCUUCUGGACCAGAACGUUGUAAGCAUCAACCACCAGGGAAGAGAUGGGCACACAGGACUACACUGUGCUUGCUACCAUGGCCACAUUCGGCUGGUGCAGUUUUUACUGGAUAAUGGAGCUGAUAUGAACCUGGUAGCUUGUGAUCCCAGCAGGUCCAGUGGAGAAAAGGAUGAGCAGACCUGUUUAAUGUGGGCCUAUGAGAAAGGUCAUGAUGCCAUUGUGACCCUUCUGAAGCAUUACAAGAGACCUCAAGAUGAAUCCCCCUGCAACGAAUACUCACAACCUGGUGGAGAUGGUUCCUAUGUGUCAGUUCCAUCCCCUCUAGGGAAGAUUAAAAGCAUGACAAAAGAGAAGGCCGACAUCCUCCUGCUCCGUGCUGGUUUGCCAUCACACUUCCACCUGCAGCUCUCCGACCUAGAGUUCCAUGAGAUCAUCGGCUCAGGUUCUUUCGGGAAAGUGUACAAGGGACGGUGCAGAAAUAAAAUCGUGGCAAUCAAGCGCUACCGAGCCAACACGUACUGCUCCAAAUCGGACGUGGACAUGUUCUGCCGCGAAGUUUCCAUCCUCUGCCGCCUGAACCACCCGUGUGUCAUCCAGUUUGUGGGAGCCUGCCUGGACGACCCCAGCCAGUUUGCUAUCGUCACUCAGUACAUCUCAGGGGGAUCGCUCUUCUCCCUGCUCCAUGAACAAAAGAGAACUCUGGAUCUGCAGUCUAAGUUAAUCAUUGCUGUAGAUGUUGCCAAAGGCAUGGAGUACCUCCACAACCUCACCCAACCCAUCAUACACCGCGAUCUGAACAGUCACAACAUUCUGCUGUAUGAGGACGGCCAUGCGGUUGUUGCUGAUUUUGGAGAAUCUAGAUUUUUGCAGUCCCUGGAUGAAGACAAUAUGACAAAGCAACCUGGGAACCUACGCUGGAUGGCCCCUGAGGUGUUCACCCAGUGUACGAGGUACACCAUAAAAGCCGAUGUUUUCAGCUAUGCCUUGUGCCUCUGGGAGCUGUUAACAGGUGAAAUCCCAUUUGCUCACCUCAAACCAGCGGCGGCGGCCGCAGACAUGGCGUACCACCACAUCCGCCCGCCCAUCGGGUACUCCAUCCCCAAGCCCAUCUCCGCGCUGCUGAUGAGGGGCUGGAACGCCUGUCCCGAGGGGAGGCCGGAGUUCUCAGAAGUAGUCACAAAACUGGAGGAAUGUCUGUGCAACAUUGAGCUGAUGUCCCCAGCCUCCAGCAACAGCAGCGGCUCCCUGUCCCCCUCCUCGUCCUCGGACUGCCUCGCUGCUCGGGGAGGUCCUGGCCGCAGCCACGUCGCAGCGCUGCGGAGCCGCUUCGAGCUGGAGUACGCCUUGAACGCGCGGGCAUACGCGGUGUGGUCACAGAGCACGGGGCAACGCCCUUCUCAGGGGCUGUCUUUGGAUGACAUGAGACGAAACUUCCAGUACCCCCCGAUUGACAAGAACGGCUACGUGUCGGACCCCAUGAGCACCAUGAGGUUUCAUUCCUGCAGCAGUGGCAGCUUUGAAGAAAGCAGCUGACAGCAUGAACCGUCCCUCUGCGGAGAGACCCAUCACCGUGUCAGCACUGACCCAGGCUCCCAGUGCUGCACUGAGGACCCCCAACAGCUCCAUGUGCUGGUGGCAAAUGUCCCCGUCACAAGUCCUGCUUUAGCAUCUUUCUCUGCUGACCUGCUUGAAGGUUAGGAGUUUUUGGUGGUGUGCAUCUCUUCCUUCACAAAUGAAUGUUAAUGUUAAAUGAGGGAUUUAAAAGACAGGUAGAUGUGGCACUGAAGGACAUGGUUAAUGGUGGACUUGGCAGCGCUGAGUUAGUGGUUGGCCUUGAUGAUCUUGAAGGUCUUUUCCUACCGAAAUGAUUCUGUGACUCUAAUGUCCCACAGGGAAUGCUGCACUUUCACCUGGAGCUUCAAUAAUAUGAUGUGGUGAAAGUAAAAAUGCAUCUGUUGUAGUUUCA
Molecule: messenger RNA, 3080 nt
Organism: Pezoporus occidentalis (night parrot)
Lineage: Eukaryota; Metazoa; Chordata; Aves; Psittaciformes; Psittacidae
Gene: TNNI3K
Product: TNNI3 interacting kinase
Exons: 25
Coding region: 143-2647 (834 amino acids)
Biological process (GO): RNA processing; protein phosphorylation
Molecular function (GO): ATP binding; RNA nuclease activity; protein kinase activity
Source: RefSeq, a predicted model, not a curated record